This is a messenger RNA of Eleginops maclovinus (Patagonian blennie), 7597 nucleotides long. Its product is annotated as nucleus accumbens-associated protein 2. The record is from RefSeq and is a predicted model, not a curated record. The transcript is spliced from 7 exons. The coding region runs from base 605 to 2383 and encodes 592 amino acids. Gene Ontology annotation, molecular function: DNA-binding transcription factor activity, RNA polymerase II-specific; protein binding; RNA polymerase II cis-regulatory region sequence-specific DNA binding. Gene Ontology annotation, biological process: regulation of transcription by RNA polymerase II. NCBI's taxonomy places the organism in Eukaryota, Metazoa, Chordata, Actinopteri, Perciformes, Eleginopidae.
CUCUCUCUCUCUCUCCCCCUCCUCAUUCUCUUUCUCCCCCACUCUCUCUCCUUACAGCGGCACUUGUUGAAUUCAACCCUUGGAGAAUAGAGAGAGGGGGGAGAAACAGAGAGAUAAUGACAGGGAGGCAGAGGGAGGCUUUGAGGCAGCGCUAGAACAGACAGUGAGCAGAGAAAGAAUGGGGCUUUGGAGGAUAUAGAGAUAGAGAAGAUAGGCAGGCAGAGGAAAAAGUCAGUCAGACAGCAGAGAGAGAAUCAUUUUUGAGACAGUGGGAAUGACACUUUAAGUGAAAGAGAGAGUCGGCCAGACGGAGUGCAUCAGAGUGCUCUCCUUCCAUCUCUAACUACUCCUCUUCUGUCCUGGUCCGGUCUGCUGCUGGGGUGUUAGUGUGUGUAAAGUCUACAUGGUGUGUUUUAACCAGAAGACUGGCUAACACAGGUCAGAAGUGUCUGGGAUAACAGUGGGCGCUUUUUUCUGCAAUUUGCACGUGUGAGCAUUUUUUUGUGAAGGAACGUCGUGUGCUGGUUUCUCCAGAUGCCUCUCUCAGUGGCGGAUUCUGCAGUAAAUAUCUGAAACCCCAUCUUUCUCUUCUUCUGCGGCCAACAUGUCCCAACUGCUCCAUGUGGAGAUCCCAAACUUUGGAGCCACAGUUCUGGGCUCCCUCAAUGAGCAGCGCCUGCUGGGACACUACUGCGAUGUGUCCAUCCUGGUCAAAGGUCAGGCUUUCAAAGCCCACCGGGCUGUUUUGGCUGCCAGCAGCCUCUACUUUCGUGACCUCUUCAGCAGUUCAACCAAGAGCCAAUUUGAGUUGCCCUCCUCAGUCACACCUGCUUGCUUUGAGCAGAUCCUCACUUUCUGCUAUACAGGGAAGCUAACAAUGGCCGCUAGUGAACAGCUGGUGGUUAUGUACACAGCUGGCUACCUCCAAAUUCAGCAUAUAGUUGAAAGAGGCAUGGACCUAAUGUUUAAGGCAAACUCACCUCACUGUGACUCGCAGACAGCAGGGUCUUUAGAGGAAACAGGAUCCGAGCCACAGAGUCCUUGUAAUAAUGGAAACGGCUUAGCCGUGGCUGCCCUUUUGGGAACCCCCGGCUGGUCUCCAUCCCUACUCCUGCCACAGCGUAAGAUUAAACUAGAAGGGGGUGACCCAACACCCCUCACAAUACCUAUGACGCAAAGCAAGAUCUCCUCUUCAGAGUUGGGGAGUCGGUUGGCGAGGGCCAGUUCCCUGUUCUACACGACGGCUGGUGGGACCGCUAUACCCGGUAUGCCUUCGUACCACAUUCAAGGGGCUGGGGCUGGUGGGGGUGGAGCAGGAGGAGGAGUUGAAAGGUCAAGUCCUGGAGCAUCCAGCCUGCCAACCACUGACAGUCCUACAUCCUACCAGAAUGAGGACGAGGAGUUUGAAGAAGAGCCAUAUGAUGGGAUCACUGAGGAUGCCUACAGUCAUCUCUAUGGACGUUCGGCUAACCCCUAUGGGAUCCAGGAUAAGCCAGAGAUGGCUUCGAUGCCCUUGGCCUUGGAAAGUCGCAACUGCGUGCUGAUCCGCAGGGACCUGGUGGCGCUGCCUGCAAGCCUCAUCAGUCAGAUAGGCUACCGCUGCCACCCUAAGCUCUACACUGAGGGGGACCCUGGGGAGAAGCUGGAACUGGUAGCUGGUACACAGGUUUUCAUGACUCGAGGACAGCUGAUGAAUUGUCAUCUAUGUGCUGGUAUCAAACACAAAGUCUUGCUUCGCCGCCUGCUUGCCACAUUCUUUGAUAGAAACACUUUAGCCAAUAGCUGUGGGACAGGAAUCCGUUCUUCUACUAGUGACCCCAGUAGAAAACCCCUGGACAGCAGGGUCCUCAACGCUGUCAAACUCUACUGUCAAAAUUUCAACCCUAACUUCAAGGAGAGUGAAAUGAAUGUGAUUGCUGCUGACAUGUGCACAAAUGCGAGGCGUGUCCGAAAGCGGUGGCUGCCCAAGAUCAAGUCCAUGCUGCCUGAUGGCAUGGAGGUGUACCGUGCAGGAAUGGGCAUGGGUGCUGCUGUGGGUCUAGGCCUUGCACUGGGUGCCUCUCAACCAGGGGUGCCCCUCCCAUUCGAGGCAGACUUCAAGGCCCUAGAGCCAAGGUUGUUUCCUGAUCGCAAGGACCCUCUCAGGACUCACGCACCGCUGAUGGAGGACAGUCCCAGGGCUGGGGCGGCUGGAGCAGAGGCUGAAGGUGGAGUCCAAGAGGAGCAGGAGGAAGAUGAGGAUGAAGCUGGGUUAGAAGGUGUAGACGGAUCAAUUGGGGCGCCAACUUUGAUCACAGGAGCUGAGGCAGGCCACUGUGGCGACACGCCGCCAGAGCAGGAAGUGGAAAAUUUUGGACAAGGUCUGCGGGUGAACGGACAGUGAAUGACGUUUUGGGCUGCCUCUCACAUUGUGAAAUCUGUUUAACAGCACAUUUUCUUUUGCUUGUUCUCUUACUCAACAUCUCGUCCACCACUCUUUCUUCUCCUCUGUGCUUCCUCAACAGGAAUUAAUUCAGCACAAUAGCUGCGCUCGUAGAUCUUAAUAUAGGCAUUCAUCACACAUGCAUGCGCACACGUGUGCUUGUUAACACGCAUACUUACUGAUUGUAGAAGUAGAUCACUCAUAGUAGAAGUAGACACAGGCAUGGCAUUAGCAUAUUAAGGAAAUCAACCCUUUUUUGCUCCUCCUUUUUCUUGGUAUAUUCAGUAUUUACCCGGUUGUUUCGGCACCUGCAGCAAUAUUACAAAGGCCCGAUAGCAGAACAAAUGUCUGGAAUGAUUCAUGAUAUCAGUGCGAUACAAAAGCAACAGCUGCUUUGCUGGCGUAUUAGGGUUAGGGUUAAUUGCAUGUAAAACUAUUCUGUUUCCUUGAAAAGCCACAUUCGAGAAUAACCCAUGUCACCUUGGGAGAAAUAGAGAAAUGAUCAAAAGAUCAGGGAAACAAAGCUUUUUUAAAAGCAGCUUAUUUUUGUUGUAUUUGUAUGAAUACAAUGAUUAUUUUAUUAUAAAAGGUCAAGUUCUGCAUUACCACCAUUAAACAGAACAAAUUGUACUUCCUUUUAUAACAUGGGGUCAUUUUUAGGAAAAAGACGAGAAGUUCUCCACAGUCAAACAAAUAAUCUAUCACAUGAAAUGUAGUUUUCAUGCAUAUUUGCCCGUUACAUAUUGGAUUAGAUUCUCAAUGUGAUGCCUGUGUCUGCUCCAGACUGCCUCACCGAGCCACACACACAUAAACAUCAGCACACACACACACACACACACACACACACACAAGCCCACAUCUCUCACCUUAUGAAACUUAGCCUUUAAUAUCAAAAAUACACUGUCCAAAAAAGGCGCAACAACGCUUUUUCAGUUUUGAAAAAUCCUUUUGGAUAACAUCAUUCUGUUUUGGAGGCAGUCGGAGAGAGACAUUAACAAGAGCGUGUGUUAAAUCCAAGCGUGCAUGCCUGCAAACAAUGAAUACAGAGAAUUAUGGAAAACAACAACAAAGCUACACACCUGCAUCUAAAUAAUAACUGCUCCUAUUGCCUCACGAUAUGCCAUGAAAGGACUUUUGUCCAUUUUUCACUUGGAUCUGUCCUCAGUCUGACACCUGUUAGAACUGACCUGGGACGAACACAGGAUCGACUGUGUUAAACACAGGACCCAUUGGAUCUGCUUUUUUAACUGCAGAGCGUGCUUUGACAACGGGUAGAGGAGACUGAACAUAUAGAGUGGUGAGAGGAAGCGCACUACACUGAGUGGCAAAGGAGCGAAGCACUGUUUCACCUUCAUGUGGUCGUCUGAUUGACUACAUAGUCUUGCUUCCAUUCUUUUUUUUGUUUUUCCUGGAGGGGUUGGGGGGUAAGUUAUUGAAUAAAACGUAUAAGAGCAAUUCUGCUGGCUAUUUGCAUUUGCACUCAAAACAAAAGGGUGGGAAACUAUGGAGUUUUGGCAAAAUGUGACUAUUAAAGACUGAAAAUGUCCUCCACAUCACAGUGAUUGUUUAUUUGAGAUUGUGGGUUUGUAAAGAGAAAACUGUUCGUUCUAAAGAAGAACGGUUUCUAUAUUUUGGAAGGGGGGUGGGGGUGAAGCAAUGUCCGACAGGGACUAAAAACCUGUAAUUUUUUUUAUAUCUUUCGGCUGUUCAUGUUCUUGCCACGCAUAUGGGACUUAGUCCAAAAAGCCUUCCUUUGUUGCAUUUACUUUGAGAGAUACACUGUUGUAUGUUUUUUUUCUGUUGUUGUGUUAAAGAACAUUAAUUCCAAAAGUCAGACCAUCAAAAUCAGUGAACCCCAAAGUUAUUGGAAAAAUCACACUUUUCCACUGCAAAUUUGAUGGCAUAAAUUGACUAGCAAGCAAACAUACAAUAUUGCCCCUGAUGUAUUUGAUCUGUUGGUUUUUGCUUCAGUGCUGUGCCACCUCAAAUGUUGUGUUUACGUGUCAUGUUUAGGAUUCUUUAUGAGAGGCUUUAAGAUGGCCCUGCACAAGAAACACAGGGUUAUAAUUGCACUAGGUAAUAAUAAUGAUGACGUUUACAGAAUCUAGUAUGUUUUUCUUUUUUCUUUUCAAAGACAUGGAGUCCACCAUGGAUAAAACAGGGCUGUGAUUGAAUGGCUGAGAUGAUGAAUGAAUGUAAACUGUAGCACUGUUCUGGCGAAAGGUCGAAUCCUUGAUUAGUAAAUACUAGGGAUGCACCGAUACAUCGGUGAAACAUCGGCAUCGGCCGAUGUUAGCCCUAUUUACCGCAAUCGGCACAUCGGUAAAAUAAGGUGACAUCACCGAUGGCAGUCGCCGAUGUUUAUGUUUUGCUACGUGACCGGGAAAAGUCGCGUUAGUGUCGUUGUUUUUAAAUCUGAAAAUCAGGGCAUCAUUUUGAAGGAUUAUAUCAGUGACUGUAGGUCUGCCGUAACUUUAAAGUCAUUUGUCGUCCUGCAGAUACCCGUGUAGCGACAUUUUUGCAAUUGGUGCAUCCCUAGUAAAUACAUUUCUUUUUAUCUGACCCUCUUUUUCUCAUUUUCUAUAGUUGGCCAUGAAAAAAAACAGGCAGUUAUAUAACAUUAAGUUCGAUGGUGUUCAAAGUUUUAGUGAUUUUAAAACUGGUCUUCCAAAUUGGUAUUUCCCUUAAAUACUGAAAACUGAGCAGGGUUCGAUUACAGGCUUUAAUUUCUCUUAAAUACUAUUAUGUUUUUAAUCCUAAUAUGAUCCCUAAUUUUGUUUGAACAGUUUUACAUUUAUGGAUGUCUUUAAUGUUCAAAUGACAUAUGUGUUGACAAAACAGAAAAAUUGUGACGUUUCCUUUGAUAACUUUUAAAACCUAGUGACCUUUAUCAUGUUUUUAUUUUAAUUUUAUUAAACUUCACUUCCUUUGGUUGCUCUUGCAGGAAAAUUAAGAUAUUUAGUUCACGAUUGGCACCACUAGCUUAACUUGCAGGGCUUUAUGAUAGGAUCACCUGCACUUCUUCGACGGGUGGGUAGUUAUUUUGUGAGAUGAACCUUUAUAUUCAAAGACAAACUAGACAAAAUAUUAUGCCAACAUGUUUUUUCUUUACGGAAAUUGGUCUUUAAGAACCUUUGCUCAGUAAAAUGUACUUUUUAUUUUAUUCACUCACUGUCUUGCUUAAUGUUUGCCAUAUUUAAUUAUAUACGGGUAUAUGGUUAACCCAUUAUAACAGAUUAACUGCAUUUAGAUGCAUUGAACAGUUAAUUUGUAACUACCAUCCUAGAAUGAUCUCCUACAUUAUUUAUAAGAUUGACAGACAUCCCUAAAAAGUAUACCAAAAAUCUAAAGUAUUCACGUGUUCAUAUUUAAUAUCAAGCAAUCUUAUAAGGGGCUAGUGUCCUCAACAAGACAUUCCCACUUACAUGAAACAUUUUACCAUUUGUUUUUCCAUUCUGCAUUCAAAUUUCUGCUUGUUUACAGUUAGUCUGCCUUACUGGAAAUAUGUCUGUCUCCUUCCUUGCCAACAAAAAAAACAAACCUUUUUAUGGAAAUCUUGUCUGGUUUCUGUUCUGCUUAGUCUUUUUUUUCUUUUCUUGUGCAGGGCAAAUUUAAAAUGAAUGAUGUUGCACUAUAAACUGAGAUAUUCUCAGAGAAUGUCAUGGGUAACCUUUGGUAGGGUGAGCUCUUUGAGGUGGCCUAAAGAAAAAGUCCUGUUAAAAUGUAUGUACUGUUAUGUAUUUUACAUACUGUAUAUAUUUGAUUGAAACCAGGUCUCCUUCACAAAAAAUUCUGAAUUGAUGAAAACCAUGUUCUUUGAAUAUUUUUGGAAAUGUGUCUUUUGCAAUAUCUGCCAUUCACCUGGAUGAUCAUUGACAAUUACAAGAAAAGAGAUAGGAAGGGAUUGUUAGUUGAAAAGAAACUGUUUUCCAAUUUCUUUGCAAAUAAAUUGUUACUUACUUUCUAAAACCUUAGUGCUCUGUUCAUCCCCCAUAACAGUAAACCAUAUGGGCACACUAGUGCCAUUGGUUUUUCCAGGAAACAAUCCAUGUAUAUGCAAAGAGGCUCUUGUGUCAUAUAAUGCAUGCCAUUCAGAAACUCACUUUAACCCAAUGAAACCUCUGAUCUUUAUGCACCAUGUAUUUUAUGCUGAAUAACUGUUGUCACUGUUAGCAAACAAAGACUGUGGAGUCCUGCAAUGAGUAGGGUUGUGCUUUUAUCACACCCUGGCCUUUUUUUGAAUGUCAGUGUCAAGUUUAAUAUUCUUUAAAAAUGACAGCAGAGUAGUGAUAAAGAGUGGAAAACAUAAACUAACUACCCAGUUGAGUGUGCAUUUGAACCUUCUGCAGACUCAGAAAAAAUGCACUAAACGUUUGUAUGUGUCCUUGAACAUAAUGCCAGCACUUUAGAACUACUUAGAAACAAAGAGAGAAAAGAGUAACUGUGGGUUCGGUGAACGAGGAGAAAACGCAACUUUAAAAGCCAUGUGUUCAGAGCGCUGACAAUCAGAAUAGGGAUGAGACCCAAAGUGCAUUAUGGGAGAUCUGACAUGACUUGCUGUGCUCUUGCUGUUUGCUUUGUCUUUCUCCAGCUUGCUUUGGUCUGUGCUAGCUUACUUUCCAGAGUAGAGGGACUGGAUGAUGUUAACUCCAGCCUUCUUGGUUAAAAGUGUGUGCAACAAGAACUGACUAGAUUGGAUGAUACCUUGGUGCUUCGUGAACAGAGCUAUUCCAUGUUGACAUGGACAAUAUCUGUAAGGCUCUGGUAAGCAUGGCCCAAAUAGGUCCUUAGUCUGGGCAUAGUGGUAUCCUCUACAUGGACAACAGUCUUUAGGACAAAAGAGGAACCUAUCAUCAAGCCUGCACCUUGAUAAUGGUAAUGUACAUCAAUAUCAACAGGGCUUGGACCAGGCAAACUGGGAUCUGACAAUUUCAGUGUUGAUCUUGCUUUAUGUUUCAAAUUAAAAUGUUAAUGCGCCUUCUGUCUCAUGCAUCAAGAAUAUAUACAACAGAAAUGCAAGUUGCCACUUUUGAUGUUGCAUAAGAAUCUACCUUUCAUUCCCAUCAUGGUAUUUUCCAUCACCAGUCUCAAUUGUGUAGUCCAAGAGUACCUGAUUUCUUUAAAUGCAAUACAGAAAAAUCUGCUUUCUAAUAAAAGUCCUUACUUCACCAAAUA